AUGUCGCCUGCUGGCACUGAUGAGCACCGUCAAAGUCAAGAACAACAAAACUCAGGGCAAGGACAGCGCAUUUUCAUGCAUGGAGUUGUCAGUACUCCUCUCCUGCAGGCUCCAGCCUUGAGAACUUACCUCCUUUCUUCAAACCGAGAGUUCUGGUAUCUCCUUCGUCUGAACGUUUGA
Fusarium venenatum is the source of this 180-nucleotide messenger RNA. Lineage: Eukaryota; Fungi; Ascomycota; Sordariomycetes; Hypocreales; Nectriaceae. The record is from RefSeq and is a predicted model, not a curated record.